This is a messenger RNA of Anguilla anguilla (European eel), 1529 nucleotides long. RefSeq names its product E3 ubiquitin-protein ligase RNF138-like. NCBI's taxonomy places the organism in Eukaryota, Metazoa, Chordata, Actinopteri, Anguilliformes, Anguillidae. The coding region runs from base 337 to 1110 and encodes 257 amino acids. The record is from RefSeq and is a predicted model, not a curated record. The transcript is spliced from 8 exons.
AGUUAGACCAUCUUGCUCGUCCUACUUUUGUUUUUAGAAAGCAGCUUACAUCCAAAGCAUUCAGUUGUUUUUUGAUAGACAGUAAUUGCAGCCACAUGCCUGUUAGACAAGUUGUAGUUAUGGAUUUUGCAGAUAUUGAGGUCUGAUGUUGACAGAUCGAUGAAAACAAUUCGGCUCUGUGACGUUUGGUGUUUUCCGUACUUCCUCGUUUGAGAGAGAAAGUGAAAGGUGACAUUUGAAAUAUAGGCUAUUGCUCGGUAUUAAAUACCCUAUGAUAAAGUACGCACACUUAUUUGACUACGAGGCUUCCCUAAAGACAGGUGACAUUUGCAUGGGAUGGAGCCCACAGGACCAGCAGAAAACGGGAGCAACAGCGAAGAGACACCUGACGAUUCCUCCGAUAAUUUUGACUGUCCCAUUUGCCAUGACGUCCUCAAGAUCCCCAUAAGGACGAAGACCUGCCGACAUGUGUUCUGCCGAAGCUGCUUCGUGACAGCGGUGACGACCCAUGGUUUGCACUGCCCCCUGUGCCGAGGGCCCGUGUCGUUACGGGAGAAGAAGGCGCAAGACAUCCAGCAGCAGAUGAAGGAGACAAGCGGACUGUGCAGGGCCUGUGGAUCUCAGUGCCUCUUCAGUAAGAUGAGGACCCACUACAAGUACUGCAAGGCGUACAUCGAGGAGUACGGUCCGCCCGCCAGCUCUCGAAUUGUGCAGAGAGUGCAGGACGGGGGUGAUAACAACGCACAGACCAUACCUCCCGUCAGGAUUCCCGCUGUGCCGCAUGUUGGACAGUCAUCCCCUGUGACUGGAAGACCGACGGCCUCGUACUCCUGUCCUUACUGCCAGCAGCCGGGGCUGUCGGACAUGGCUCUGGUUCAGCACUGCGCCAGCACCCACAGCUGGGACCUCACUCCUGUGGUCUGUCCAAUCUGUGUGGCCACAUCUUGGGGUGACCCAAACUACUACAGCAGAAAUUUCAUUGGGCACUUGAUGGCACGCCACAGGUUCAGCUAUGGCAUCUAUAUGAAUGUGCACGAGGACGAAGACACCCAGCUUCACCUCGCCAUCCAGCACUCAAUACUGCAGAUGACCGAAAGGAUCAUUCAAUGACAGCAAUGACAAUGCAAUGCAAUGACAGCUCUCAGUGUAAAUAUCAGCAUGAAGCUCUCUUAUUCUUUCACUAUUCCGUUCAGCAUUAGUCUCGUACUGUAGCUACUUUGGAUCGACCAAUCUAAAAUCACUAAAUCACCAUUUGUCUAUUGCUUUAUUUUCUUUCCGUUUUUCUUCAGUUUAUAUGCAAUCAUGAACACUGCCAAAUACCAAAACAAAUAAAAUUAAAGAGGGAUUACAUUCUAACAGCCUCACCUGUUCUGUAAGUAUAAUUGUCUUCACAACAUGUGCAUUAAAGAAGGAUCCUAUUUUAACUAUCUUUCCUGUGAUGUAAGCAAAACUGACUUCACUCCGUGUGCAGUGAAAACCCCCUCAGGCAGUAAUGAUGAAAAUAAACCAUGUAUAUACCCUGUUCCAAA